Molecule: messenger RNA, 582 nt
Organism: Agrilus planipennis (emerald ash borer)
Lineage: Eukaryota; Metazoa; Arthropoda; Insecta; Coleoptera; Buprestidae
Product: 60S ribosomal protein L17-like
Exons: 2
Coding region: 60-533 (157 amino acids)
Biological process (GO): cytoplasmic translation
Cellular component (GO): ribosome; cytosolic large ribosomal subunit
Molecular function (GO): structural constituent of ribosome
Source: RefSeq, a predicted model, not a curated record
UUAAAAACAAUUGCGGUUGCUAUAACAAAUAAAACAAGUUAAAUAAGAAACGUUAAAAGAUGGGUAAAAGUCGAGGGUAUUCCUUAAAAAACAUAGAUUUACAGAAUUAUUGCAAAGCAAAAGCUUCCAGUAUGCCCGUUCAUUUUAAAAAUACUGUAGAAGUGGCAAACGUUCUGCGCGGAAAGACCAUAAAAAGGGCGAACGCCUAUUUAAAAAACGUCAUUGCUAAAAAGGAAUGUGUUCCUUUUAAGAAGUUUAAGGGUGGUGUGGGACGCUGCGCCCAAGCAAAACAAUUUAAAGUAACCCAAGGUCGUUGGCCACGAAAAUCAGCAAGAUUCUUACUAGAUCUUCUCAGAAAUGCCGUUUCUAAUGCCGAAUACAAAGGAAUGGACACAGACCGUCUGCAUAUCCUUCAUAUAAAAGUAAAUUCUGCACCCCUAAACCGCAGAAGAACAUUUAGGGCUCACGGGCAUAUUACACCCUACAUGAGCCAUCAGAGCCAUUUGGAAGUUGUACUGGCAGAAAAAGAAUAACAAUAUAUUACUUUAAAAUGUUUUUGUUACGUAAAUUGAAUAAAUAUAA